This is a messenger RNA of Fopius arisanus, 2178 nucleotides long. RefSeq names its product lethal (3) 04053. The transcript has 2 exons. The coding region runs from base 185 to 1552 and encodes 455 amino acids. NCBI's taxonomy places the organism in Eukaryota, Metazoa, Arthropoda, Insecta, Hymenoptera, Braconidae. Gene Ontology annotation, biological process: positive regulation of cilium assembly; regulation of cytokinesis; positive regulation of protein localization to cilium. The record is from RefSeq and is a predicted model, not a curated record. Gene Ontology annotation, cellular component: ciliary basal body; early endosome; midbody.
AAAUGAGACUGAUCUCAGAUCUGCAUGUGCAACACCGGGUUAGUCUCGAUUUAUCUCGAAUAGCAAUGAUCCCUGACAAUUGACAAACAGAAGAAAUCGCGAGGAAUUCAUUUCGGUGGACUAUGUGUGAGGUAUUGAAGGGCAUAAGUCAAUUGAUAUUUUGAAAGCUUCAAUCAGCUGUGAGAUGGCGAGCAGACGGGGACGUCGAUCCUCCUCCUCAUCGUCCUCAUCCCUCGAGGAAUUAUCGAAGCCGACGAGAGAAAGAGCAAAUGCCUCCAGGGAAAACGUAUUUAGAAUUCGCAACGACAAUGAAAAUCAAGACCUGCCAAGACGAUCGUCCGAGGAGAAUCCGUUCAGCUUCAAACAUUUUCUGAAGAAUGACCCUCAGACAAAUUAUCAAUACACUGGGGCAAGACCGAAAGUGUAUUCUUCGGGUCGUAAAACUAAUGAUACUAGUGCACUGGAAAAUGAGAGUGUAUACACUAGAAAUCCUACGGAACUCCCAGAUUUCGUUCAAGAUCAUUUGGUCAUUGAGCAGUGUUAUUUGAACCACGAGUCAGCGCCUUUCGCACAAGUUCUUCCCAAUGUUGAUCAUCUGCCAGAUUUUGCGAUCAAUAGCGUGGAGCAAAGGUCGAUGUGUCACAGAGCUGAAGGGAAAUCAGACGGUAGGGAUUUGCCAUUCGAUCUCACGGGGAGCAUCGACAGGAGAAAGAGAAGACGCGAUCGUCCAGUUCCUAAUUCAUCACCACUGGAUAAUCCAGAGGGUUCUGGUUUUGGGCGGAACCAUGAGGGCUCACCUGCGAUGCUGGACCCCAUGGCUUUCCCGCUGGAUCUACCACUCAAUCAAGAACUAAAUGGACCGAUCAAUCCUCCAGGAAUUGCACAACCAGCUGGAGACGCUAGUAUACCAAAUUCAUUGCCUGAUUUUUUGAGUGAUGGACCGAUACGAAAUAGAGUUGCACCACAGCAGGAGGUAUCCACUGCUUCGAAUCUCACAGAGCCAUUGGACAGAAGAUUACUCCUAGAGAUAGAUCUGUUACGGCACGAUCUACAAAUGUCUCGUAGGCAGAAUAAUGAGCAGAACAGACGCAUACAAGUACUUGAAGCUGAGUUGUCGUCACGUAGGGCAGUGGAUCACGAGGAGACAGUGCACCUGGAGAAAGCUAUGGAGCAAGUGGAGGAUAAUUUGAAACGGAGUACCAGACGAGCGGUUAAUGCUGAGAGUGCUGUUACAGUAUUGAAACAAGAAGUUAAAACACUGAAGCUGGAGCUUUUGGCACUUCGAGAUGAAAAUAGAGAGCUGAGGGGAGCCAUGGGUGCCAGUUGCAGUGACUCCAGGUCAACGAGUAGUGAAAAAAAAAUACAGAGACUCGCUGGAGAUUUGAGGGAUGCUGCGUCAUCGGCUAAUACUCUUCUCAGGCAGUUGAUAUCGGGUGUGGAUAAUCUGAAAGUAAUCGCCUCAGCCCUGGAGAAUGUUGACAGAAUAGAAGACAGAACCAAAGACUUUCUCUUAGACUUUGACGAGGACAACGCCGCUGGUCCGGCACUCUAACUCUCGAUAAAUAAUAAUUUUUCAUCAACCUAGACGUAACGCGCGCUAAAUAUCCCCUCCAUAACCCGUCCCGGAGGCACUAGUGGAAGGUAUACUUUCCAGAAUCUCCAGAAUCAAUUGAUAAACCGAACACGUCCAUCUGUUGUUUUCAAAUUCCAUAGGAUUUUAGAGCUAAAUCUAUCGUGUAAUUAUUUAUAAAUUAUUUGUUGUACUUUUGUAUAAUCGUAAUCGCAGUGUCAAUUUUUUAUUUCAAUUCAAUUUCACGAUGGAUAUUGAAAUCUAGUCAGGAGAGAGCAAUUUUUAAUAACUGCAUUGACUAGAUCGAGUGGACAGGGGUAAAUGGGGCAGAAUAAAUUUCCUCGUAUUUUUGAGGUAUUUUUUUUUAAGCUUCAAACUGAAAAAAAAAAUUAGAAAUCGUACCGUUGGCUUGAAAGAUAGUUAGCAACCAACAAGACCUGUUUUACCUCAUCCUCCUCUGGGAAUCAUCAAGAGUGCAGGCUUUAUUUUCAAUUGAAGAAGAAUUGCAAACUGUCCCUGAGAAACAUAAAAUUGGAUAAACGAUGUACAUGUGGCUUUUGUUAGAUAGAACUCAGUGGUGCUAUUUAGCAAUAGAAUAAUAAAUCCAA